AUGCCGACAACACUGACCAUCCGGAGUCAUAACCUGGGCCGCCCAAAGAAACUGGGUCUCCUGUAUCUCCCCGAAGAGAUCCAGAGCAUCAUCUACGAAUAUCUCCUUGUUGAGAGGACCUCGCUAUGGGACAAAAAGCACGACAUCGAUUGCAGGAACAAGGUCACCGCCCCAGGCCAGUUUGAGAUCCCCCCUUUCGUCCACAACGAAAUCCUCUCCGCCCUCCCGCACCUCACCAACGAUCAUUCGGGCUUCAAGGCCCGCGUGGCAUGCAAAUGUUCCAAGCGCAAGAGCUUGGGCCUCAUGCGGACGUGCAAAAUCAUCCGCGAGAUCUCGGCUCCAAUCUUCUGGUCCAAGAACAUCUUUUGCUUCCGCGACGUCGGCAAGCUGGUUGCGAACCUGAAUGCGCUCCGGCCAUGUUACCGCGAGCUCAUCAGGGAAAUCAGCUUCCUGGAGCCUGAGUGCGCCGAUAUCCCAGCCCUCAACGCCUCUUCGAAUUCCAACAAGAACGCUGCACUGUGGAGCGCCAUCAAGAAGUGUGCGGGGCUUCGCCGACUUGAGCUCCCUGCCGACUGCAUCAAACCGCAGGGCGUAGAUUUCGCGCAACACCUGAACGACUUGGCACGGAAUAUGCCGUAUCUCGAGACAUUGAAUCUGAGCUAUCUCGUUGGGUACAGCGAUUCGACUCUUUGGUUGACAUGUCAAUAUCCCCCAAUGUGCCGCCUCACAUUCUUGCACUCGUCUCGUUCAGUACCACUUCGACCAGAGUGGAAGAUAGAAAAUGACGAAUACCUGGAGUUGGUCCGAACGAGCGAAGACGACGACCAACUAUUCUGGAACCGCAGCAUGAUCCAGAAGCUCCACAGCGACCUGCAUCUCAACUUCCGCGUCCACGUUGACACGCAUGUCCGGCUACACAUCAUGAAGAUUUCCAUUUGGGAGCUGCGCCGUGGAAUACGGAGCCUGUACCUCCCUCCUGAUUUGCACGAGCAUGACUCGACGCGGAGGAUCAGACUGCCGACAGGCAAGAUGACCACUAUCAGAUUCUAUGGGUUGCCCGUCAGUAAAGUGAGCAGGCUUGAGAAGGCACAGAAGAAAAUUGCACUGGAUCAGCAGCAGAAGGAAAUCAACGGAUUAACUCACGCUCAGCAAGUUGUGAACAAGAGCCUGGAGGCAAGGAAAUCGAAGCAGCGGGCGGCAGAGAGCCAAGCGGAGUCGUCUCAGCACCACCGGCUUGUCCAAGAGAGGGCCGAGCGAAGGUUGGAGACCAAUAAAGAAGAAAACAAAGAGGUGAAGAAGAAGGAGAAGAAAGCGAAGAAGAAGAAGAAUUAG
Clonostachys rhizophaga is the source of this 1332-nucleotide messenger RNA. The record is from the annotation of a GenBank genome assembly. Lineage: Eukaryota; Fungi; Ascomycota; Sordariomycetes; Hypocreales; Bionectriaceae.